AUGGGUCCGGAUCAACACGCGCAAUUGGAUGCUUUUGGGAUUGUCUUCCCUUUCCCUAUUCGUAUAGCAGCCCUUUUGGUUGCCGGUUUCUGGGGAUGGGCUUUCAAUUUACAUUACCUGGCCAAGGCCAACAUUGAUGUUCCAUCUCUCGUUCGAUAUCCAGUCCCUACCCCCUCCGAAAGGCCACACCAUAUUGCUGCGUAUCGCUUAGCCACUAUCUUCACUAUUCCCCUAUCUAUCUGGCUCAUCGUUUUCUGGAUCGCUACGCACCACUCCCGCGAGCUGGUCGAACGCUUGGAUUACAUCCCGCAGUCGGUUUUUGUCAUCCUCCUCCUGAUCCUCAUCUGGCCGUUAAAUCGGGCGGCCCGCCGUGGUCGGAUUCGCUUCCUCCUCACAUUCAAACGGGUCCUCAUCGGAGGGUUGGCAGACGCCAAAGAUGGAAAGUUCGCUGAUAUUCUACUGGCCGAUGCCUUGACAAGUUAUGCUCGUGUUCUGGGAGACAUCUAUAUCAGCUUUUGCAUGUUUUUCACAGACGACAUCUCGGCCACUUCGAAGCCAAAUCGCGCAUGCGGCCAGGAUUACAUUGUGCCAAUUAUCGUGGCAGUCCCCUUUACAAUUCGACUUCGCCAAUGUUUGACGGAGUACUUCCGUUCUCGACGGUCGUCCUCUCGAGCAGAAUCUAACAAGGGAAAUCAACACUUGGCAAACGCUUUAAAAUAUGCCACCGCAUUUCCAGUCAUCUGGUUAAAUGCGAAGCUCCGAAAUUACAACCCACUGGAAUUCCACGGCUUCAGUGAGAUGACUAUCAUGCAUCUGCUAUUCGUCUUUUCUUGUAUCAACUCAGGUUAUUCUUUCUGGUGGGACGUGGUCAAGGAUUGGGACUUGACGCUUUUCUCUCCCGAACGACUCAGUUUGGAACAUCCUUACGGGCUUCGCCGAGAUCGACAGUUUUCUUCCGAUCGAUUGUACCACUACGUCAUCGCGGCAGACUUUGCCCUCCGUUUCUCAUGGCUGUGGCGCGUGCUGCCGGGACUCUCAUGGCUCCCAGAAACCGAAAGUGGUCUAUUUUUACUCAUGGCCCUUGAAAUCGCACGCCGCUGGAUGUGGGUGUUUUUCCGCGUCGAGGCUGAACACUUCCGAACCCGCAACGGAAUCAUGCUGGGCGACAAUGAGGUUAGCCUUAAUCUGGUUGGCCGCAAAUUCGCAGAUUAA
Penicillium malachiteum is the source of this 1212-nucleotide messenger RNA. Its product is annotated as EXS domain-containing protein. Gene Ontology annotation, cellular component: cytoplasm; membrane. NCBI's taxonomy places the organism in Eukaryota, Fungi, Ascomycota, Eurotiomycetes, Eurotiales, Aspergillaceae. Bases 1 to 1212 code for a protein of 403 amino acids. The transcript is spliced from 5 exons. The record is from RefSeq and is a predicted model, not a curated record.